Molecule: messenger RNA, 1488 nt
Organism: Metarhizium acridum CQMa 102
Lineage: Eukaryota; Fungi; Ascomycota; Sordariomycetes; Hypocreales; Clavicipitaceae
Source: RefSeq, a predicted model, not a curated record
AUGUAUGAGAAACUUCACAGCCUUCUCCAAGUCGCAAACGAGGCAGAUGCGAAACGAGUCUUCGACAAGAUUAGGCGUGGCGUAGAUAUUCAGAGCAUACUUGUCCAGAGCAAGAAAACCAGUCCCACGACGCCGCCGAGCACGGCGAGUGACGAAUCUCCUGGUUCAUGUUUCCAACAAUUGCGCUCGUGGAAGCACUGCCGCCCUACUUCAAGCAACAACGGGUUGCCACUCGAAACAGACCAAUCAACUAUACUGACUCUUCCCCCGCGGCCGCUUGAAGCCUACGUUUCUCACUGGCACCAGGAUAGGUGGACUCAGAUAGGAUGGACAAAGGCGCACAUACAUCACCUUAUCGAUGCCAUUUUUUCUUGGGACUACCUUCCUUUCAGCCUUUUAUCUCACGAUCUUUUUCUGCAGAGCUUCUACAGCGACUCGAACCAGUUUUGCUCCUCGGCGUUGGUAUGCGCCAUCCUAGCACUAGCAUGUCGCAUGGUAAACGAAGAUAAAGACGACCUUGAAGUUCUUCCGUCUGGCUGGAUUGGGAGCAAAACCUUCUUUGACCAGGCUAAUGCAAAGCUACACAAACACCGGUCCAAGGGCCUUCCGGAUAUACAAGCAAUCGGAAUACUCGCACUCUAUCACCUGCGAUGCGGAGAAGAAGUGAAAGCUCAGGAGCAUGCUGAAAACUUUAUUGCCAGUAUCAAAGAGUUUCACGACCCUGACUCUUCAGCUCGCAACAAGGGUGAGCAAUACGAGAGAGUGUUGGACAUUACCUAUUGUGGGGCGGUAUCCCUAUCUCGGAUAGCAGCCUUGACCCCGGGCGGGCGCAACUUGCAGAUGCUCGGUAUGCAGUUCAUCUCGGGCAAGAUUUUCGAGUUGACCGAGUGGGUGUACAAUUUUAUAGCGUUGGCUCGCUCAAACACCCGAAAUGGCUCGAGGAGUGUGAGGGCAUUCUACGAAAAGUGUCUGGACUGGUACAAGGAGUUGUUUGCCUAUGCUGAAAGUGACUGCGGCAGAACGCCGUUUGUACUAUUCGCCCACAUAUAUUACCACCACUGCCUCCUGUGUGCUUUUCGGCCCCUCAUCGGCAGGGACAUGGGAAGCACCGACAUCCGGCCAUUUAUGAUAUGCAAAGAGACUGCGCAGUCCGUCUUGGCGCUGACUCAAUCCUACGACGACCUUUUCACUCUUCGGCGCGUGUCCGAGCUCAUGCCUUAUUUCGUUUGCACUGCGGGUAUGCUUGGUCUUGGUUUGGAAACGGAGGGCAGGUCCAUGAGCUCGGUACAUCUACGCCUACAGCACACUGCACAGGAGUACGAAAGACUACCUGUGCAGCAAUCUCCCAGUACGGAUGAUGGCAACGUACGGAUUGCAUCGCCAUACAUUACAAUGUCGGCGACCGAUCACGCGCGUCUGCUGCUUACCAAGAUGGGGUCCGCACAUCCGGCAGCGAAUGCUGCCAGGAACCAGCUUCAAGUAACCUGA